AUGUCUCUCAUAUACCAUCAGCACCGCCAUCGUCCCACGUUCAUCGCCCUACAGAUCCAGAGGUACCUUGGCAAAGGUGCGUUUGGCUGCGUGAAGGCUGCCACACGCAGGUCGAGCAAUAGGCAGGUGGUGGUGAAGUUCAUCAAGAUCUCGAAAAUUCGUUCAGACGGCUGGAUUGAUUAUAGUAGAAUUAGCGGGAUGCUACCUUAUGAGGUGUACAUUCUGAGCCACAUCCAACAUCCCAAUAUCGUUAGGAUGCUGGACUUCCACGUUGGCCUCCACUACAUGCAGCUGGUCAUGGAGAAGCAUGGCGACGGAACCGACCUCUUCGACUUCAUUGAGAGGUGCACUACCAGGUCCGAGGAACUCGUUCGCUACAUCUUCAGACAGAUCGCAACAGCGGUGAAGUUCUUGCACGACAGUCGCAUAGUGCACCGCGACAUCAAGGACGAGAAUAUCAUAAUCAAUGAGAGUUUCCACAUCAAACUCGUCGAUUUCGGCUCAGCUGCCAUCUACAGGAAGUGGACCUUGUUUGACAGUUUCUGUGGCACCAUGGAGUACUGCCCGCCUGAAGUCAUCAAGGGUGAAAAGUAUAAAGGUCCCGAGGUGGACGUGUGGGCGCUUGGCACGACCCUGUUCACGCUCUGGAGUCUGGAGAGUGCCUACCUCUCUAAGGAUGAUGUCAUUCUACACAAACGUGCGCCACUGCCUCCUGAUACGUCGCUAGAUCUGGCGUUUCUGAUUGGCUGGAUUCUGGCACGUCCGAAAGAAUUUAGGCCUACCUUGGAUCAGGUGAUGCGCAACCGCUGGUACAACCAGCCGACGGACAUUUCCAAAUUUAAGUACAGCGAGGUUUGCGCUCCAAAGAAACGUAAGUGA
Helobdella robusta is the source of this 879-nucleotide messenger RNA. RefSeq lists its product as hypothetical. The record is from RefSeq and is a predicted model, not a curated record. NCBI's taxonomy places the organism in Eukaryota, Metazoa, Annelida, Clitellata, Rhynchobdellida, Glossiphoniidae. The transcript is spliced from 6 exons. Gene Ontology annotation, biological process: negative regulation of apoptotic process; intracellular signal transduction; negative regulation of glycogen biosynthetic process. Gene Ontology annotation, molecular function: protein serine/threonine kinase activity; ATP binding. Gene Ontology annotation, cellular component: cytosol; nucleus; cytoplasm. The coding region runs from base 1 to 879 and encodes 292 amino acids.